Molecule: messenger RNA, 1247 nt
Organism: Porites lobata
Lineage: Eukaryota; Metazoa; Cnidaria; Anthozoa; Scleractinia; Poritidae
Source: the annotation of a GenBank genome assembly
AUGACAAUUCUGCGUUACGACUUUUCAGAGCCACAGUCCGGAAAAGACAUCUGUGACCGAAAGACCGUUCCUAUGAAGGCACACCUACGACGAUGGGUCAAUGAAAAACACAAUGUCAUCACUGCGGAAGACAUGAAGACAGCACUAGAGUCGCAUGGAGGAGUAAAAGGAGUCAGGGCGGCAGUUGUCAAAGUGGACACUAAUAAAGAAAUCACCGCCAACAAGAUACCAUGUAUCAGCCUUCUUAACAACUUUUCGUUUGAGGAAAACGGAAUACGCGCUUGGCGUGCAUUCAACGUUGGACCCGCAGAUUCUUAUCAUACAGUCAGCUUGAAGUUGUACCACAGGAAGAAACUGGAUUGAAAGUCCUAAAGGAGUGGGGUCCACGUAGCAACAAUCUUGGCUCAGUUAGCCAUGCUUCCAGUCCACGAGGAGAAAUAUUCUUAUGCAGUGAAAGUACAUACGUGCUAACGUUCAAGACUCGAGAAGAAGCGGAAGCUCAAAUGGACGCAGGGAAGCAUGUACGUACGUCAGAUCUAGAUUGUGAGUCUGUGUACGAUGCGCGGCACGAAAAGAAGUGGGCUGACCGAGUCGGAGAGAUGCAUGUGGCUACCGGAGAUAGACAGCGAAUUGCAUUUGAAGAAGCCGGGCCUUCCAGUGCUAGAGAACACCGUAAUAAAGGGUGGGCGCUUAAAUCAACUAAGCGGACCAACAGGAUGGAAAAGAAAGUAAAAGCCUUUCUUGUUCAGAAAUUUAACCAAGGAGUAGCGGGAGGGCAAAAGGCUGAUCCAAUUCACGUGGCUAGAGAGAUGAAGAGUAUUAGAGAUAGCAGUGGAACGUUACAAUUUAAACCAGACGAAUGGAGAACCGCUCAACAAAUUAGUAACUUUUUCGCAAGGAUGUCAGCGUUGCAGCGCCAAAGACAAGCUGAUGAAAUAGAGAGCCAGGAGGAGGAACAAGAAGUAACAGACGAAGACCUCAUAGCCCUUGAAUCAGAAGGCUACAUUCAAGCCAUACGCCAGGAGGUUUACAGAGACAUUGAACAAAAUAUCAGUCACCCUAUUAAAGUAGAAGCAGUAAACGUUUGUGAACUUUCGCGUGCUGGAAAGCUCAGUUCGCUGAAGUUAGCACAGUUGAGAGAAGUAUGCAGAGCAUUAAGUCUGCGAACAAAUGGUAGCAACUCAAGAAAACGUACUUUUACUGAACCACUUGAUGCCUACACUAAGUUGUGCUCAUGUCGGAAAUAA